Molecule: messenger RNA, 486 nt
Organism: Arabis nemorensis
Lineage: Eukaryota; Viridiplantae; Streptophyta; Magnoliopsida; Brassicales; Brassicaceae
Source: the annotation of a GenBank genome assembly
AUGGGUUCUUCAAAGAUCGUUCUCCUUUCGAUCCUUCAUAUCGCUGGAGGAGCAAAUGGUUGGAUCAUACCAAAUUCUAGUAACCAUGAAGAUGUGUUUGACCAAUGGGCUUCCAAGAACCGGUUUAAAAUUGGCGAUACAAUCCGUUUCAAGUACAAGAAAGACUCUGUUUUGGUGGUAUCAGAAGAAGAGUACAAGAAAUGUCAAACGACUAAACCGGAAUUUUACUCGAACAAAGGUGGUGAUACGGUUUUCAAAUUGAACCGGCACGGUUUGUUCUAUUUCAUAAGUGGUGUCUCAGGACACUGUGAAAAGGGUCAGAAAAUGAUCAUCAAAGUCAUGGAGGUUGAAUCUCCUCCGCCUUCUUCUUCUCUAUCGGCUUCGACACACAAAAGUAACAAUGCCGUGAAGAAAACCACUCGGUUCGUUGGUGCUGGUUUAGUUGCAUUUUCGACUCUGGUUUUGACAGUUUUUAGUCUAGUUUAG